GUUGAUUCCAAAUUUUGAGUGAUUUUUUUCAGGUUUCUACAAUGCCAUCCCCGUUACUGUACGGUUACGCUAGCGCUGCCCUUGGUAUGGCCAUUUCAAUCGUUUACUUUGGUCUCCACAACGUAAGGCAGCAACGGAUGCAGCGUCUAGUGUUGGAAAGGGAAGUGGUUCAUCAUCUGUACGCACGCCACAGGAUGCAUCCGGUAAACCGCAAGUACGCCAACAGCUACAGCUCCAAGCUGAUCAAGCGCCGAUUGCUGAACAAAAUCAAUCAACUCCGGCCACGGAUUUACCUGCGCUCUGCGAUGCCCCACUGGCAGCUAAUCCACACGUCGUCUAGUGGUUCGGUGCGUGCCGUCCCAUUGCCAUAAUGGUCGCUCUUCCUCGCAAGAGAACGCAAAGGGCUGAAUAAUCUCGCCUGAGGGAGGCCUCCCCCUGAACACGCUUUUACCGAUCGUCCAUAAAUCAUUCAAGUGAAGCGCUCAGCCGACCAGGUUCCAACACUGAUGUUGAGAGGCAGAUAGAGAGUGGAGCGAUAAAAACGUUCGAUCCAUCAGCAGUAGCAGCAGUAGCUGUUGCUCUCAGAAGCAACCAGUUCCUCGCUGGACUUCAAUUGCCGACAGCUUAACGAU
Messenger RNA from Anopheles aquasalis, 632 nucleotides. RefSeq lists its product as uncharacterized. NCBI's taxonomy places the organism in Eukaryota, Metazoa, Arthropoda, Insecta, Diptera, Culicidae. The record is from RefSeq and is a predicted model, not a curated record.